Messenger RNA from Coturnix japonica (Japanese quail), 514 nucleotides. It is a transcript of the gene MICOS13, whose product is annotated as mitochondrial contact site and cristae organizing system subunit 13. Gene Ontology annotation, biological process: cristae formation. The record is from RefSeq and is a predicted model, not a curated record. Gene Ontology annotation, cellular component: MICOS complex; mitochondrial crista junction. Lineage: Eukaryota; Metazoa; Chordata; Aves; Galliformes; Phasianidae.
UGAGAAGGAAGUGGUUCUCCACUCUUCCGGUCACGUGAGGCUCCCGGCGGCCCUCGCGGCGCUGCCCUUGGUGCCGUCAUGGCCGCCCGCAUCGCGCCGCUCAUCCGGUUCGCCAUCAAGGGAGGCCUGGCCGGAGCCGCCGUGUACGUGUCGUACGAUCAGGGGCUGCUGGGCAGCGGGACCGAGGGGGCAGAGGCCUUAAAACGGGCCCGGGAAGCGCUACCGGCUGCGGUGAGAGAAUGGAGCGGACACGUGGGAUGGGAGCUCCCACCCGUUCCAACCUUGGAUUUCUCCCCCUCGGAUUCCUGGAAUAAAGGGGUGCACACGCUGAUGUCUGCCCUGUCGGUGGCUCCCAGCAGAGCGUGUGAAUACACGGCUCAGGGCUGGAACUACCUCAAGGAUCUCGUCAAGUGAGCUGAGCACAUCCUCUGUCCCGCUCUCAUUCUGUCCGUCCCGUGCUGCUCCCACAGCUCAGCCACAAGGGCUGCAAUAAAAGACUUUGAAGUUCUGGUUU